ACCGUUGCAUCCUAGACAGCAUAUUCGCUGGGGGUUUUGUUAGAACCUUUGUCGCUUGGCGCAAUCCAUUGGUACUCGAAGGGGGUUUUAGGUUGCUCUUCUUCUUCAACCUUAGCCAUGGAGUCUCUCCCAAAAAUUCGUCAUUCUCACAUCUCACUCAAUCACUCACUACUUCAACGAGGUUCUCAGUGCCAUCGUUCUUCAUUUCCGACACCCUUCUCUUCCCUCUCUCCACCACUCCCUCCAUUCUCUCCUAUCAGAGUCUCAUCUUCACCAUCACCGUCACCCAAACCCCAAAACCCCUUAACCCUAAACCUUCUUCUCCCUCCUCUCGUCAAACCCACCUGCAUCGCCAUAGCCGCGACCGCAUUCUUCUUCAUGCGCCUCCACUCUCCCCCCGUUGCAUUCGCAUCGACGCCGGUCGCUCCACCGGAAUCCGCCGAGUCGGAAACUCUACCCAACGAAAGCGCCACUGAGGAGCAACUUCGCACCACCGACACCGACGCGCUUCAAUCGCUCCUUCAAACCAAGAUCAGAGCCCUCGAAAUCAACGAAGCGAUUCGCGUUUUAGACCGUCUGUCCGAGCUCGAGCCCGAGGAGUCCGAGUACCCGCUCCUAAAGGCUCACCUGCACAUGCGCUACGGCGAGCACGAGCUCGCCGCGAACGUGUUCGAGGAAUUGCUUCACAGAGAUCCGUUCCACGUGGAGGCCUAUCGCGGCCUCUUAAUGCUGACUUCAGAGACGAACAAGCCAACGGAGGAACUAUUGAAGAGAAUCGAAGAGGCCGCCGCGAAGGUUUGCGAGGAACAAGAGAGGGAUUCCGAUGUGAGGGACCUUAAGUUGUUGAUUGCGCAGAUAAAGGUUAUCAAUGGGGAUUUAUCCGAAGCACUGAAGGUGUAUGAGGAGCUUGUUAAGGAAGAGCCUAAGGAUUUUAGACCUUACUUGUGUCAGGGUAUUGUGUAUUCCAUGCUGAGAAAGAAGGAUGAAGCUGAGAAACAGUUUGAGAAGUAUCGUGCUCUUGUCCCAGAGGAUCAUCCUUAUAAGCAUCAUUUUGAGGAAAAUACUCAGUUUUUGGAGAGGAGAGGAGUAGGUGGUGCAAAGAGCUGAGAUUGAGAGUAAGGUUCUUUGUUUAGGAAAAUGAAGAAUAUGUUUUUUUUUUUAUGCUGAUAGCUUAGUUUUGUUAAAUAAUUCGGAUGGUGAUCCGGGUAUCCGGGUGAAUGGUGUUAUUUUAUUUUUAGGUGAUUAGGUUUGCUGAGUGGGAUUGUUUCGCAAAUAAAAAUAUAUCCAAUUGUUUCCCGGAAAAUUUUUGAAAUGAAAAAGAAGUGUUCGACAACAAA
Molecule: messenger RNA, 1337 nt
Organism: Glycine soja
Lineage: Eukaryota; Viridiplantae; Streptophyta; Magnoliopsida; Fabales; Fabaceae
Product: protein SLOW GREEN 1, chloroplastic-like
Exons: 1
Coding region: 118-1107 (329 amino acids)
Cellular component (GO): chloroplast thylakoid membrane
Molecular function (GO): protein binding
Source: RefSeq, a predicted model, not a curated record